CAGCUGGCCUUCCUGUGGAUGGAGCGCCAGAAGUCUGGGGGGAACUACAGCCGAUACCGGGCCCAGACGGAGAAGCAUGUGGUGCUGUGUGUCAGCUGCCUCAAGAUAGACCUCCUCAUGGACUUCCUCAACGAGUUCUUCGCUCACCCCAGACUGCAGGACUACUACGUGGUGAUCCUGUGCCCAGCAGAGAUGGAUGUCCAGGUGCGGAGGGUCCUCCACGUGCCCCUGUGGGCUCAGAGGGUCAUCUACCUGCAGGGCUCCGCUCUCAAGGACCAAGACCUCAUGAGGGCCAAGAUGGACGAUGCUGAGGCCUGUUUUAUCCUCAGUAACCGAUUCGAGGUGGACCGCUUCGCUGCUGAUCACCAGACCAUUCUAAGAGCCUGGGCGGUGAAAGACUUUGCCCCAAACUGCCCCCUGUAUGUCCAGAUCCUCAAACCUGAGAACAAGUUCCACGUCAAGUUUGCAGAUCAUGUGGUGUGUGAAGAGGAGUUUAAGUAUGCCAUGCUGGCCCUGAACUGUGUGUGUCCUGCUACCUCCACCCUCAUCACCCUGUUGAUCCACUCCUCUAGAGGACAAACAGCACCCCCAGAGGCCUUCAGGCAACRUGCAGGAGCCUUCCAGCCCCUCAACAGGGAGGGCGGSGCAUGCUCAGCUGACCAGUGGCAGCGCACCUACCGCCGCUGCUCAGCCAAUGAGGUGCAUCACAUUUGUCUGGAGGAGAGCAAGUUCUUUGGGGAGUACCAGGGGAAGAGUUUCACCUUCGCCUCCUUCCACGCACACAAGAAGUAUGGUGUGUGUCUGAUCGGAGUGCGGAGGCUGGAAAAUGCCAACAUCCUGCUGAACCCAGGUCCCGGCCACAUCAUGGGCGGCUCAGACACCUGCUUCUACAUCAACAUUUCCAAGGAGGAGAACUCAGCUUUYGUCAGGGGCCACAGAGAGCCCACGCGGGGGGGGCCCAAGGGCAGUGACAGGGGGGUGGGGCCCCAGACCAUCUACCAUGGACUCACCAGACUGCCUGUCCACAGCAUCAUCGCCAGCAUGGGCACGGUGGCCAUUGACCUGCAGGACUCCAGUGACAGCAGCCCAGAGGGCCAGGGCCCGGGGGGCAUGACCAUGGGCAGUGGGGGAGGAGAGGACGCACAGAGCAACGCCCCUGUCCUGGAGCUGGUGACGGGUCAACUCAGCAACCUUCACCCGCUGGGGACCAAUCACGAGGACAGGGCGGGACGAGGGGAAGGAUGA
This is a messenger RNA of Salvelinus sp. IW2-2015, 1245 nucleotides long. Lineage: Eukaryota; Metazoa; Chordata; Actinopteri; Salmoniformes; Salmonidae. The record is from RefSeq and is a predicted model, not a curated record.